Molecule: messenger RNA, 3927 nt
Organism: Gallus gallus (chicken)
Lineage: Eukaryota; Metazoa; Chordata; Aves; Galliformes; Phasianidae
Gene: CIAO2A
Product: family with sequence similarity 96, member A
Source: RefSeq
CGUUUCGCGCUCUCCCAUGGCGGAGCGGGAGGAUGUCGCUGGUGCUGGGGCUGCUGUCGCACACGCUGAGCAGAGUGCUGCGGUACUCCGGGCUGCGUAGGGGCUGCCAUGCCCCGCGCCGCAGGGCCAUGGAGCAGGACAAGGCGCUCGAGGUUUACGAUAUAAUCCGUACCAUCCGGGACCCGGAGAAGCCGAAUACUUUAGAAGAACUGGACGUGGUGACGGAAAGCUGUGUCCAGGUGGAUGAGAUCGGCGAGGAGGAGUAUCUGGUGGUCAUCAGGUUCACACCAACCGUACCUCACUGCUCUUUGGCGACUCUCAUCGGUAACGUUUGCUUCAUUAAGUCUUUAGCAGUGAAUGUGAAGUUAAUCUUAGAGUGUCUGAAUAGUGUUCCUCUUAGUUAAAGUUCAGUAGUGCUUUGCCGGCAGUUUGGCUGUGAAUUUCAUCUCGAGAGCCGUCCUGGCCAUAGGAACAGCACGGAGCAGAAGGAACGGAGCGUGGUUGAAGGUCAUACCGUAGGAUCACAGAAUGGCCUGGGUUGGAAAGGACCACAGUGACCAUCAGUUCCAACCCCCGCUGUGUGCAGGGUCACCAACCAGCACACCAGGCUGCCCAGAGCCACACCCAGCCUGGCCUCGGAUGCCUGCAGGGAUGGGGCAAACAGGCCUUCUGUUUUUCUCACAUUAGGAAGACUUCAGAACAAAGCAGCUCUCAAAAAUCUAUUCAGAAGUGGUACGGGACUCAGUGUGUGACCUCCAGGGCACAGCUCCUCAUUCUGUUACAGGAAAGGGUUAUGGUAACUAUCCUAAGUAUUCGGGCAGUAUGUGUAAGGAUGGAGGCAGUAAGCAGUUGUUUUCUUGGUUUUGUUCUUUUUUUUUUCCUAAACGUCCUCAUCUGCACAGAGUACUCUGAACUGCUGUGUCCUUCGGGGUGUGUUUGCUGUUAGCAGUGGCUCAGCUGAGCACAAAGCAGGGCUGCAGGGUGGCUGUGGCUGUCUGUGUGCAGCUCAGUGUGGAGCCAGGCAGGGGGCAGACGUGCAGCAGUGGGGGCGCCCCCUGGCUGGGGUGCUGCUCUCCAAGACAAACUGCACUUCUCCUCUGCUCAGUCACUGUGGAGACUUUCUCAGCAGUACUCCUUGCUAUAUCCAGAUCCAUGCCAGCGUAUUUGUGAAGCAAAAUUUGAAUGCUGAUUGUCGAUGCGCAGCUUAUUUUUUGGUAGAUUUAUUUGGCCACAGGGGUGAAUUUUUUUGUGUGCUAUUUUCAGUUAUUUUCCACUUCUGCAUGUUAGACAUCCGAAAUAGUGAAGUUAUAAGCUUGAGUUCCAAAUUGUUGCAGGCAGGCCUGUGUUCUUCCAACAUUUUGCUUUGGGUUUUUAACUAAAACAAGCUAAGCAUUCUUUUUAGCACAGAGACAGCCACAACAAUAGCCUGAGAGCUCUAUCAAAAAGGCAGAAGGCUGGACAUGGUGGAAUUUGCACGUAUGUGGUGUUUCUCAGGGGUGCUGGGGACCAAAACCUCCUAAGUUUGUAAGGCAAGUAUGAGCUCAGAGGGACUGCCUGCAAAGGGUCAGCAGUGUGAUUUGGGCUCCGUGCGGCCUUCGCUGCUCAGAGUGCAGAAGGAGAAGGUUGCCAAGUAUAGUGGUGGGUUUGAUUGUUAAAUACGUGUUCUCUGAAAAUGCACCUCAAACCCUGACUUUGACAGGAAUGUCUCUUAAUCUGUUUUGUUUAACAGGCCUUUGUUUAAGAAUAAAACUUCAGAGAUGCUUGCCUUUUAGACAUAAGGUAAGAUAUCGCCUCUGAAACUCGCUUUGAGCUACAAGAAUAAGUACUUCCAAUGCUAAGUUCUCUUUAAGAAAGGAGAUGCUGCAGGAUUAAGCAACUUGCAAACCGUGAUAAAGGUCUUUUAAAAAGCCUGUUGUUCACCUGUGGAGGGAGUGAAUGUUGCAGAACAGGGGAGUACGGGAAGGGGUCUCCAGAUAAACGUGGUGAUUCCUUUCCUUUACAAAAUGUAGUUUGUUGUACAGUGUUGCUUUUUGAAAUCUUUUGUUUCUAUCGUUGGUAGCUUCAUCUUUUCAGUUACGCAGUGUAAAGCCAGGCUUGUAUUUCUAGAUAAUUAGGUAGAUGGUGAUCUGUUACGCUGGACACGUGCUAACAAGUAGGUUUUGCUUCAGUGAGAUAAGAUAAGGUGCACUGGACUUGUUUGCUUUUCCUUUGGUACAGCAGUUUCAUUUCCUUGUAGUUCUAUUUGUGAGAAGUUGUUGGUUUGUUUGUUUUUUUCCCAGCCCUGUUCAGUUAAAUGCAUGCAGUCGGUUUGGGUCUGCUUAGCAUUUAGUCUUACAGUGUCUCCCCAGGCAGAAACCAGAUCAUGUGCUGUACUACCAUUUCAGGUAGAACAUGUAUUUCUUAUCACUGUGUAAGACUUAAAAGGGAUAUCUUCUUACACAUCUGUUCCUAAGGCUGUCUUUACAAGAGUUCUUAGCUUGUGAAAGUGACGCUUGCAAUUCUGGGGGCUUUCAAACAAAUGGUCCUUGAGCUGUGACCAGCAGAGGACUCGUUAGGAAGGAAAUGCCAAUUCUGCACUCUGUUUCCAGCAGCCCAGCUGCAAUGGAUUUUUCACAUGAGCCAUUGAUAUUAGUGAGACAUGAAUGAUGACGCAAUGGAGACAGAUCUAUUGCAACACAGUCACAAGGCUCAGAUCAGUUAUUGUCAUUGGUUCCCUUCCAUUGUCUAGGAAUGUUUUAAAAGGUAUGGAUUACAUGCAUUGUAUGUGUGUGAUAGUUUGUUCUUCUAGGACUGAAUAUAUUUUACAGUUGAUGUAUGCAUCUAACACUGAUCUCUCCUCUAGCUGGAAAUCUACAUAUCUGAAGGUACACAUUCCACUGAAGAAGACAGUAAGUGCAGCUUUAGACUCUGUGUUCUUUGAGAAGUUGCUGUUGUGCUGCUCAGUUAUUAGCAUGAAGAACCUCCUGCCUGGUUGAUGAUCUUAACGUGGUGAAGUUUCUCUGUGUAUGUUUAAGAUAAAACUUGUAGGACACUGAAGUUCUUCCAGAGCUGCAUUUAAUCACCAUCUCCAGCAGCUGCUAAAGCCUCUGUUGAGGCAGUGCCUCAGCCUAUGUUCAUAACCUGCAUUAAUCUUUGUAUGGGGGAAAACCAGUUCUUGCCAUUAAAUGACAAGACAUUGAACAUAGACUGCUAAUUUGUCACAAACUUCACGCUCCAUAGCAUGCCUUGGACUCUUUUCCUAAACAAGAAAAGCAAAAAACUUCAGCUUUUUGAUGGAUGUUUUUUGUGACUGAGCGCUGGCUUGCUCUUCGUUACAAUUUCCUAUUAACCUCUCCCUUCGACUCCUUGUCUUUUGUGCUAGGUUAUACAGCCCAGAUGUCUGCCUGCACAGUGCUUCAGCACAUAGUGCACAAAUCUCACGUUGGGUUAUUAUGCAAAUUUCAAUCCUCUGCCUGAAUCGGAAUCUGCAGGGAAUGGGCAGAAUGCACUGUUACUGUAACGCAGCAUUUCCUCCCUCUUGGAGUGGGCCGUUGCCUGGGCUUGGCAGAACCCCACCCUGUGUUUGUCACGCUCAUGGUGCAGCACGCCUGAAGUGCCACUGAGAGCUGCUUCUGACUUGACUUCCCCUAUGUUUUGCAGUCAACAAGCAGAUCAAUGAUAAGGAGAGGGUCGCAGCUGCGAUGGAGAACCCAAACCUGCGUGAGAUCGUGGAGCAGUGCGUUACAGAGCCUGACUAGGAGCUACCAUGCACACAGUCACCAUUUUGAUACAUUUCCUAAAACACCUUUGUUUAAAAAAGAGGAAUCAAAGCCUUGAGUUUAAUACUUGAGUUCUUUUUAUCUUCUGUACGUUUUUUAAAAAAAAUUGUUUAUAAGAUAGAUUUAAAUUAUGAAAAAUCAGUCUCUAAAAUAAAAGGAAGUAAAUAGU